AUGUCUGAACUUUAUCAACAGGAAGGUUCUAUUAUUAUUGAUGAUGGAUCAUCAUCUUCGGAAUUAAAAAGAAAGAGAACUGAUAAUGAUAGUAAUAAUAACAAUGAUACAAACAAUGAUGAUAAUACUAAUGAUGAUGAUAAUAAUAAUUUAUUAACAAUAUUAUAUAAAUAUAGUAAUAAUGAUGGUAUUGAAUUUAUUAGUUGUAAAACUAAAGGUACUCCAAUAGUUGAAAAUAAUCCAAGACAUUCAAUUUUAUUUUAUGAUUUAACUGUAAAAAAAUAUAAAAAUAGUUAUAAAACAUUAAUUGAACAAGUUAAAACAUUACAAGAAUAUAAUUUUAAAUUAAAUGAAAAUUUUAGAAAUGAAAAUAAUUUAAAACAUGCCUAUGAAUAUAAUCAUUUUAUUACAGAAGGAUGUGUUUUAUAUUUACUUGAUAAGGAAAAUUAUGUUUGUGAUAGAAAUUUUAUAUUUAAAAUUAAACCAAAUGAUAUUGAACAAGUUCAUUGGGAAAAUUUUAAUGAAAAACAUGAAAAAUUAAUUGAUGAAGUUUUAUUGAAAAUUGAAUUGAGAAAUUUAGAUUUGAAUGAAUUUAAUAUUAGAAGAGAAUUAGAUACAAUGGGUGAAAAGGAAUGGUCUAAAUUUUCAACUGAUAUUUUGAAAUAUGUCCAUAAAAAGAAGGGUAUUAAUUUAUUAUUAAAUAGAUGUAAUAAUACUAAUAAUACUAAUAAUAAUACUGAAACUGAUACCAAUACUGAUACUACUACUAGUGCUAAUAAUAAUAAUAAUCAAGAGAAUGAAAGUGAAAAUACAACAAAAAGUAUUUUAGGAGAUUUCACCCCUAGUGCUGCUACUCUUGAACAAACAAAGGAAAGAGUGCACUCUAAAACGAAUUAUCAUGCCCUUCCGGUUAGAGCCUAUCUCGAUCAAACUGUAGUUCCAAUCUUGUUGCAAGGAUUAGCUUGUGUUGUUAGAGAAAGACCAGAAGAUCCAAUACAAUAUUUGGCUUCCUAUCUUUUGAGACAUAAUCCUAACAAGAAGGAAGAUGAUGAAGAUGAUGAAGAAAGAGAAAUUGAAAAGUCUGAUUAA
Messenger RNA from Naegleria gruberi, 1089 nucleotides. RefSeq lists its product as uncharacterized. The coding region runs from base 1 to 1089 and encodes 362 amino acids. Lineage: Eukaryota; Heterolobosea; Eutetramitea; Acrasida; Naegleriidae. The transcript is spliced from 4 exons. Gene Ontology annotation, cellular component: Set1C/COMPASS complex. The record is from RefSeq and is a predicted model, not a curated record.